AUGGUCCUGGUAAUAAAACUGCUGCUCUUCACCUGCCUCUGGCCAACAGCUGCACUAACCAGUGUCAGUUCUCAAAGUGAUCAUCAUCAUCAUUUUCAUCAUCAUCAUCAACAGAAAUGCUCAUCCAUGAAGAAGCAUAACAGCAAACGAGAAAUUAAAAUGAGGAAAUUAGACAGCACCAAAGUACGCCCACUAAAGUCCGAGCAACUUCUCCGCAUAGAUGACCAUGACUUUGCAAUGAGACCUGGAUUCGGAGGGUCACCAAUACCAGUGGGCAUUGAUGUGCAGGUGGAAAGUAUUGACAGCAUUUCAGAAGUUGACAUGGACUUCACGAUGACCUUAUACCUCAGACAUUACUGGAAGGAUGAGAGGCUUUCGUUUCCUAGUACCAAAAACAGAAGCAUGACCUUUGAUGGAAGAUUGAUCAAAAAGAUCUGGGUACCUGAUGUAUUUUUUGUCCAUUCCAAAAGAUCUUUCAUCCAUGAUACAACUAUGGAGAAUGUGAUGCUCCGAGUGUACCCUGAUGGCAACGUACUCUUCAGCCUAAGGAUUACAGUUUCUUCCAUGUGUUUUAUGGAUUUCAGCCGAUUCCCUCUGGACACUCAGAACUGCUCUCUAGAACUGGAAAGUUAUGCUUAUAAUGAAGAUGAUCUGAUGCUGUACUGGAAACAUGGGAAUGAGUCGCUGACCACGGAUGAGCAGAUCUCCCUUUCCCAGUUUUUCAUUGAAGAGUUCAGUGCUUCUAGUGGACUAGCUUUCUACAGCAGUACUGGUUGGUACAACCGCCUUUUUAUAAACUUUGCCCUAAGAAGGCAUAUUUUCUUUUUUGUGCUACAAUCCUAUUUCCCAGCUAUGCUGAUGGUGAUGCUGUCCUGGGUUUCAUUUUGGAUUGACAGAAGAGCUGUUCCUGCCAGGGUAUCACUGGGUAUAACUACUGUGCUGACCAUGUCAACCAUAAUCACAGGAGUAAGUGCCUCAAUGCCUCAGGUGUCUUACAUAAAAGCUGUGGAUGUAUACUUAUGGAUCAGUUUUCUUUUUGUCUUCCUGUCCGUCAUUGAAUAUGCAGCUGUGAAUUAUCUCACCACAGCAGAAGAGAGAAAACAACUCAAAAAAAGAGGGAAGGUUUCAGGAAUGUAUAACAUUGAUGCAGUACAAGCAAUGGCCUUUGAUGGCUGCUAUCAUGACAAUGAGGCUGACAUUGAUAUGACCACCUUUGUGGUCCACUCUGAAGAGAGCUCAGCCCGGGGACGGGCAGCCAGCAUCGCCAACCUGGAUGCAACCCGAAUAAAAAGGAAGAGAUCCUUGAAAGGAAAUGUGGGCAGGAUUAUUUUGCAGAACAAUCACGUCAUUGACACAUAUUCCAGGAUUAUAUUUCCCACUGUGUAUAUUGUAUUCAACUUUUUUUACUGGGGUUUGUAUGUAUGAAAGGAAAACACUAUAAUCUAUGCACUAUUUUGCAUGUAAGGAUAGCAGAAUCUAUGUUUUUAAAAAAAACAACAGCAAUAGAAGAAAUGUUUAAAAGUUUCUGAAAUAGAUUCAGACACCGGUCAAGAGGAUGUUGGU
Molecule: messenger RNA, 1563 nt
Organism: Malaclemys terrapin pileata
Lineage: Eukaryota; Metazoa; Chordata; Testudines; Emydidae
Gene: GABRR3
Product: gamma-aminobutyric acid type A receptor subunit rho3
Exons: 9
Coding region: 1-1425 (474 amino acids)
Biological process (GO): monoatomic ion transmembrane transport; regulation of membrane potential; chemical synaptic transmission
Cellular component (GO): GABA-A receptor complex; membrane; synapse
Molecular function (GO): GABA-A receptor activity; neurotransmitter receptor activity; extracellular ligand-gated monoatomic ion channel activity
Source: RefSeq, a predicted model, not a curated record